AUGAGGGAGAAGGUAGAAAUGCCGUUUUCAGAGACGACACCUCUACUUGAGGUCAAUGUCGCGCCGCGGCGGCAUCGGUACCCUCACCACACCCUCCGCCGCACAUGUACCUUUCUGCUCGGCACGCUUCUCGUGAUUGUCGUCAUCCUCUUUUUGAUUCCGUCCGCCAUCUUACCCCGCGAGCACGGCUCUAUUUGGUCCUAUUUGCCAUGGGCGAACCCAUAUCCCCAUGGUGCCUGGCCUCAGGGUGACGGCCUGCCUUAUGACCAGCUCCAGCAGAUCCUCCUCAACACCCCAUCCGCGGCCAAGGCCCGCGAGUGGAGCGAGUACUAUACUGCCGGACCCCACUUGGCAGGCAAGAACUUGAGCCAGGCGCUCUGGACGAUGGAGAAGUGGAAGGAGUUUGGCGUGGAGGAUACAACCCUUGCUUCUUAUGAUAUUUAUCUAAACUACCCAUUGGACCACCGCCUGGCCCUGCUCAAGAAGUCGGGCGAUAAUACCGAGGUGACCUUCGAGGCCACCCUAGAGGAGGAUGUGCUGGAGGAAGAUCCCACUUCAGGCUUGCGCGACCGGGUACCUGUUUUCCACGGGUACUCGGCCACGGGUAAUGUCACUGCCCAGUUUGUGUAUGCCAACUUCGGUACCUAUCUGGAUUUUGAAGACCUCCUCAACGCCAAUAUUACCCUGGAGGGUAAGAUUGCUAUCGUCAAGUAUGGUGGCAUCUUCCGUGGUCUCAAGGUGAAGCGAGCACAGGAGCUCGGUAUGGUCGGUGUGCUUAUCUACAGUGAUCCCCAAGAAGAUGGCGAGAUCACCGAAGAGAAUGGUUACGAGGCAUACCCUAAUGGCCCAGCGCGGAAUCCCAGUGCGAUCCAGAGAGGUAGCACACAGUUCCUGAGCAUUGCUCCUGGUGACCCUACCACCCCAGGAUAUCCAUCUAAGCCUGGCUGUGAGCGUCAAGACCCUCACAACUCCAUUCCAUCUAUCCCGUCGCUUCCUAUCUCUUAUCAAGAGGUCAUCCCAUUCCUAAAGGCCCUCAAUGGACAUGGCCCCAAGGCAUCUGACUUCAACAAGUACUGGCAGGGCGGUGCUCUUGGCCACAAGGGUGUUGAAUACAACAUCGGGCCUUCGCCCGAGGACAUUGUGAUCAAUCUCAACAAUGAGCAGGAGUAUGUGACUACCCCCGUGUGGAAUGUCAUUGGUGUUCUUAAGGGUACCAUUUCGGACGAGGUCAUUAUCCUAGGCAAUCACCGUGAUGCGUGGAUUGCUGGUGGUGCCGGAGACCCGAACAGCGGCUCUGCAGCGAUGAAUGAGGUGAUUCGCAGCUUUGGCGAGGCGUUGAAGGCUGGAUGGAAGCCGCUGCGCACUAUUGUCUUUGCUAGUUGGGACGGUGAAGAGUAUGGUCUACUCGGAUCGACCGAGUGGGUGGAGGAGAACCUCCACUGGCUGUCCAAGGCUAACGUCGCAUACCUGAACGUCGAUGUGGCUGCUUCUGGCACCGACUUUGGCCCUCGUGCCGCUCCCCUGCUGAACCAGCUUAUCCAUGAGGUUGCUGGUUUGGUGGAGCACCCGAACCAGACUGUUCCCGGCCAGACUGUGCGUGACGUUUGGGAUGGUAAGAUCGCGACCAUGGGCAGUGGCAGCGACUUCACUGCCUUCCAGGACUUUGCGGGCGUGGCCAGUCUGGAUUUCGGCUUCAGUCGCGGGAAGAACGAUCCUGUCUACCACUACCACUCGAACUACGAUAGCUUCGCGUGGAUGGAGAAGUUUGGCGAUCCGAACUGGUCCUACCACAUCACCACCACGAAGCUGUGGGCACUGGCAGCCGCACGCCUGGUCGAGUCGCCUUUGAUCGCCUUUAGCGCCGGCGACUAUGCUGCGGGGCUGGACUCGUAUCUGCAACGAGUCAAGCCCGCUGCGGACAAGCUGCCCGAGAAGGCCCACUUCGACUUUCUCCAUCUCGACCGGGCCAUCUCCCACUUCCAGGCGGCCGCAACCAAGUUCGAUGCCUACGCAGCGUCCUUGAACCAGCAGCUGGACGAGCACGUCCCCUGGUACCACUGGUGGAAGAAGGUUCGGCUGUACUUCCAGAUCCGUAUCGCCAAUGACAAGUACAAGGGCAUCGAGCGGGCGUUCCUGUACCAGCCCGGUCUCGACGGCCGCAACUGGUUCAAGCACGUCGUGUUUGCGCCGGGCGUCUGGACUGGCUACUCGGGAGCCACCUACCCCGGACUAGUGGAGAGCCUUGACGCCGGCGAUGUGGAGAAUGCCAAGAAAUGGAGCCGUAUCAUCCAGGAACGGAUCGGCGCAGCGACCAAGCUGCUGUCUUAG
Molecule: messenger RNA, 2328 nt
Organism: Penicillium canariense
Lineage: Eukaryota; Fungi; Ascomycota; Eurotiomycetes; Eurotiales; Aspergillaceae
Product: M28 family metallopeptidase
Exons: 3
Coding region: 1-2328 (775 amino acids)
Molecular function (GO): carboxypeptidase activity
Source: RefSeq, a predicted model, not a curated record